This is a messenger RNA of Elaeis guineensis (African oil palm), 2512 nucleotides long. RefSeq names its product cysteine-rich receptor-like protein kinase 2. Lineage: Eukaryota; Viridiplantae; Streptophyta; Magnoliopsida; Arecales; Arecaceae. Gene Ontology annotation, biological process: protein phosphorylation. The record is from RefSeq and is a predicted model, not a curated record. Gene Ontology annotation, molecular function: ATP binding; protein kinase activity.
CACCAGCUUCAAGGAGAGACCUCUCUUCCCACAACCAAACUCCAAGGAAUAAGCAACUAAAACCCCCCAGCCAAGGGAGCUGGAAGAAUGUCUUCUUUUAAUUGGAGAUGAAAAGUCAAGUACUUCUAGAUAAAUCCAGUGGCACCAAAGUUUAGUUCUCAUGAUGGAGUUCAACGCCUCUACCCACCAACCCAUCAUUUAUUCAACCACAUGAAAAGAAAAAUUUAGAGCAUAUUAGAAAAGAUCUCUCCAUCCAAGCAUAGCUUCACAAAAUCAAAAAGACAAAAUAGCAGCAGGAGCAACCUAAGCUACCUUCCUUGAACUCCUCCACAGAUGGUAUUCACCUUGCUAUCAUGGAUCCACCUCCUCCUCCUCAUCUCUGGUGCUUUCUUCGCCAAAGCUGAUGAUUCCCCUGCCAUAAUCCUCACCAUCUGCGGCCAAAACCAAUCGACAAAGCCCGAAGCCUUCGAUGUCAACUUUGUAAACACCAUGGAGAUGGUGUACCAGAAUGUCACCAGGACUGGUUUUGGCACCGCAGUCUCAGGCACCUCCAACAUCGUUUAUGGCCUUGGCCAGUGCUUCAAUUACCUUUCCCCCACUGGUUGCCAGCUCUGCUAUGCAGAGAGUAGAGUCAAGCUCCCUUACUGUCUCCCUAAUACCACUGGCAGGAUCUAUCUUGAUGGUUGCUUCUUGAGGUAUGCAGACUAUAACAUAUCUAGCGAGGCGGUCGACAAGCUCGACACAUAUGUUUGUGGGAAUUCAUCGACAUCUGCAUCGAAUUCCACAGACUUCGAUGAUACAGCAAUGAAGUUGGUGAGGAAUUUGACAUCAGAAGCAUAUAGCAGUAAGGAGUACUACAAGGCAGGGAGCUUAUCAGUUGGGUCAUCAGGUGUGACAGUCUAUGGGAUGGCACAGUGUUGGAGGUCUCUGAAUGAGAGUGGAUGCAGGGAUUGUUUGGAAAGUGCAAGAGGUAGUGUGGCCCGGUGCUUACCGGCUUCAGAUGGGAAGGCUCUGAAUGCAGGGUGUUACUUGAGGUACUCGACGGAGCCGUUCUACGUAGCGCAGACAGUGGAAAGUGGUGGCUCUUCUUCUGCCCGGCGUCGACUGAUAGUUGCUCUUGGGUCAGUCAUUGCUGCAUUGGCAGUCAUAGCAAUAGCUAUCCUCUGGAUGAAAUUAAGACCUAAUAGACGAUCCAUUGAUUCGAAUGACGAUAUAGAUGGUUCACAAGAAAUUAUAAGAUCAAUUUCAUCAUCUAAUCUUAAUUUCAAAUAUGAAGAUUUGAGAAUAGCAACAGACAACUUCAGUCAGAUGAAUAAGCUUGGCCAAGGGGGGUUUGGCUCAGUUUACAAGGGAGUUCUACCAGAUGGCAGGGAAAUUGCUGUUAAAAGGCUGUUCUCCACUACAAGGCAAUGGCUUGAUCAGUUCUUCAAUGAAGUUAGUCUUAUUAAUCGAAUUCAGCACAAAAACCUUGUGAAGCUUCUGGGUUGCAGUGUUGAAGGACCUGAAAGCCUUGUGGUUUAUGAGUAUUUAUGCAAUACUAGCUUGGAUCACUUCUUAUUUGACUCAUUCAAGAAGAAUGCAUUGGAUUGGAAAAGGAGAUUCAAUAUUAUCACUGGAACAGCGGAGGGACUGGCUUAUCUCCAUACUUCUUGUGAGGUCAGGAUUAUACAUAGGGAUAUAAAAGCCAGCAACAUAUUGUUGGAUGAAAGUUUUAAGCCCAAAAUAUCAGAUUUUGGACUGGUAAGGUAUUUUGCAGGGGAUCAGAGUCAUCUCAGCACUGGCCUAGCAGGAACUUUUGGCUAUAUGGCUCCCGAAUAUAUCGUCCAUGGGCAGCUGACAGAGAAGGCCGACAUUUACAGCUAUGGUGUACUAGUUCUUGAAAUUGUUACAGGCCGAAAGAACAACAGUUCCAUAGCAGAAUCAGCAGAAGGCCAUUCCCUUGUGUCAUUGAUAUGGCAAAAAUUCAAUUCAGAGAGAUUAUUGGAACUGCUGGAUCCUUAUCUUCAAGACCAGUGCUCUGAGGAGCAAGCUCUAAAGGUAUUCCAUAUUGGUCUUCUAUGCGCACAAGCUUCUCCUAAUCUCAGGCCACCAAUGUGGAAGGUGGUGGAGAUGCUGACCAGUAACUCAAAGGACCUUCCUCUUCCCACACAACCUCCUUUCAUUGGCAUCAAGGGUGCAAGUUUUAAAACUGAGGGUUCCGAAACUUCUUCUCUCUUAGCAUCCUCAUCAAGGUCCCCCUAUUCAGUGAAUCAGAUGUCAGUGACUGCUGUGCAAGGGAGAUGACAUACAUCCAGUUAUCUCUGAAGAAGAAAGUCGCAACAGUUUUGCUUAUAAUUUGGAUAGAAAAAAAUCAUCAUGCAGUUUCAUUGAAGCAAUGCGAUUCAAAAGUUGGUCGGAUUAGAGAUUCUUUCAUUUGUUCACACAUUGUGUUAUAAAUGAGCCCUACGUGUUGUUAUAUUGUAUACACCAUACAUCUCUUAUCAAUAUACAGAAAAAAAUAGAUUACAUGUUA